Molecule: messenger RNA, 3552 nt
Organism: Spinacia oleracea (spinach)
Lineage: Eukaryota; Viridiplantae; Streptophyta; Magnoliopsida; Caryophyllales; Amaranthaceae
Exons: 1
Coding region: 196-678 (160 amino acids)
Source: RefSeq, a predicted model, not a curated record
CAAGCUAUAAAGAGCAAACGAGAAUGCUAUAAAGAGUUGGAAAAAUGUAGAAGUGAUGAAAACUACGAGAAGUACAAGGAGGCUAAAAGGGAAGCAAAGAAGGUCGUAAGAGAGGCUAUAGCAAAGGUGAAUCAUGAUCUUUACCCAAGAUUGGAUACUAAAAAAGGGGAAAAGGACAUCUAUAGACUUGCUCGAAUGAGAGAUAGAAAGACGCUAGACAUCGGGAGGAUUAAAUGUGUGAAAGAUGUUGAUCAAAAAGUUUUGGUGGGAGAUAAGGAAAUCAAGGAUAGAUGGAGGUUCUUCUUUGAUAACUUGUUCAACGCAGAUCAAGGGUGCGAUAUUGGAGAUACAAAUAUCUCUUGGGAUAUGGUUAACCUAGCUUUAUGCGAAGAUUUCAAAAGAGAAGUUGAAAUGACAUUGAAAAAAAUGGGACGCAAGAGGGCAGUGGGGCCCGAUGGCAUACCUAUCGAAGUUUGGAGAUGCUUGGGAGAGAGAGGGGUUGUAUGGUUAAGAACUCUUUUCAACAAGAUUUGGGGAAGUAAUAGGAUGCCAGGAGAGUGGAGGAAAAGUAUUAUCAUCCCCCUGUACAAGAAUAAGGGUGAUGUCCAGGACUGUUCUGACUAUCGAGGAGAUCAAACUAAUGAGUCAUACUAUGAAACUUUGGGAGCGGAUUAUUGAGCAAAGAUUAAGGGAGAACUGUGAAGAUUUCGGAGAACCAGUUUGGAUUUAUGCCUGGGAGAUCAACUAUGGAGGCCAUCCAUCUUAUAAGGCAACUAACAGAGAAUUAUCGAGAUAAGAAGAAGGAUUUACAUAUGGUUUUCAUUGAUUUGGAGAAAGCGUAUGAUAAGGUACCGAGAGAAUUUUUUUGGUGGACAUUAAGUAGGAAAAGAAUUACGAGGAAGUAUAUAUUGAUAUCAUCAAGGACAUGUAUGAGGGAGUUAGCACGAGUGUGCGUACUAGUGUUAGUAAGACCGGAGAAUUCCCCAUUACGAUUGGAGUGCAUCAAGGUCUGCACUUAACCCGUUUCUUUUUGCUAUAGUCAUUGACGAACUGACGAGGUCAAUUCAAGAUGGUGUACCAUGGUGUAUGAUGUUUCCAGAUGAUAUUGUGUUGAUUAAUGAAACCAAAGGAGUGGAAAGUAAGCUGGAGUUAUGGAGACAAACUUUGGAAUCUCGGGGUUUUAGGCUGAGUAGAAACAAGACGGAAUAUAUGGAGUGUAAGUUUAGUGGAGUCCAAAACAGAGAGACAGGGGUGAUUACCUUAGAUGGGAAAAUUGUCUAAGGUUCUGAACUGUUCCGUUAUUUAUGGUAUAUUAUCCAAAAGGAUGGGGAGUUGGAUGGCGAUGUGGCUCAUAGAAUCAGAGCAGGUUGGUUAAAGUGGAAAAGUGCUACGGGGUUCCUAUGUAAUCCAGGCAUGCCCAAAGAUUGAAGGGAAAAUUCUACCGCACGACAAUUCGACCGGUGUUGUUAUACGGUACGGAAUGCUGGGCAGUGAAACAUUGUCACGUGCAAAAGAUGAAUGUGGCGGAUAUGCGCAUGUUACGUUGGAUGUGUGGGCAUACAAGAAAGAAUCGUUUGAGGAAUGAGAUUAUUAGGAAGAAAGUAGGGGUUGCACCAAUGAGUUUAAGAUGAUGGUAAAUCGCUUAAUAUGGUUUGGGCAAGUAAGCAGAAGAUCAAACGAUGCCCCGGUUAGGAGACUAGAAUGGUGGCAAAGUGAUAGAAUUGCAAGGGGUAGGGGAAGACCUAAGAAAACGUGGAGGAAGGUGAUUGAGCACGAUAUGAGCCUACAUGGGAUUGAGGAGAAUAUGGCGUUGGAUAUGACAGAAUGGAGGGAGAAAAUAUACGUUGAUGACUUCAUUUAACUUAUACAUCUUCCAUUUUGACUUUUUUUUUCUAUAUUAAGGGAUAAUAUGAAGCAAUACAUCCAAACAUGGCUGUAGGGUUUUAUUUUUAUUUUUUGAAAUGCUAUUUUGAAAUGUGCUUAUUUUACUUAUAUUUAUUUUAAACUUUAUUUAUUUUUAUUAUCCCUUAUGAUAUUUUUAUGUAAUAUAAUUUCACUUUCUUCCUCUUUAUUGUUUAUUCUUUUAACUUCCCGCUCCUUUCUGGUUUGAUUUGGUUACAAUGACGAUCUUGUAUGAUGAUUCAUGUUAGUCGACCCCAAAUCAUUUUGGGACUAAGGAUUUGUUGUUGUUGUUGUUGUUGUUGUAUUGCUAUGAAUUAGCAUAGAUAACAGACUACAAAUAAAGAGACUAAUGAAGAUUUGAUUAAUAAACUGGAAGUACCGGAAGUAACCGAUAUUCAAGCAUUCGAGAUGCUUGAUUUCUCUCCCAAUGAGCUCUUAAAAGCUCAACCAAAUUACUCCACAAUAUUCAGCAUAACAUUCCCUCUCUACAGCUGCAUAUAUAUAUAGUACUACCUCCCUGACUAACCCCUAACUUAUUCCCCAAUCUGCUUGUACUAACUUAUAUAGCUAUUUCCUAAAGUACCCCUCCAUAAUGUCAAUUCAUUGCAUAGAUGCACUUUGAGCUAACCAGGAGCUUGGCACUUGCUUGUCCUAAAAUGCUUGUAUUAUAUAUGAUCUUAAGAAGUGAUGGACACCUAUACAUGGAUUCCACUUGAAUAUAUAUCUAAAUGUGGCAAUAAGGGAACGUUCUCUUAACAGAAUGAAACUUGAACUUAACUGAACUUAUUGAAAUUGAGAUUCACCUGGUAGAACCUGACAUGACCUGAUUGGUCAUGAUCAAACUUUAUUAGAACUUAUUGGACUUGAUUAAACCUGAUUGCAAGAGAGUAAACUUAUAGGACUUAAUUGGAAUUUAUCAACCUGAUUAAUCCUGAUUGUAACUUAUCGGAACUUAUUGGACCAAAAACUUACUGCCUCCGUUUUUUAUUUAAAUGCAUAAUUUGCAUGAGCACGUAGUUUUAGGAAACCCUGCAAUUUUUUUGAUAAAUGGCGCAAGUGGGCAAGUGGAUAAUUUAUUUAUUAAAGAAAUUAACUAUGGGGACCAUGAUACUGAUAGGAUGUGAGAGAUGUUACCUUUUUAAUUAUUUAGGUGGGGACCAUGAGAGAGAAACAAUAAAAUAUUUUGAGAGGGAGUUAAUGAAAGAGAGAAAUAAUAUAAUAUGGUAGAAAGUUACCAAAUAUAGAAACAGAUGUAUUUCAAAGAAAAUAAAAACCACCCAUAAAAGACAAGUUAUGCAUUUCUUAGAAAAAACGGAGGGAGUGUUUUUUUUAAGGUAAGAGAACGCACCAAGGUGAAAGGCUCUUUGAAAAUCAAAUUCUUGAAUGGACUAUGGUUGAUUUAUUUUUAGACUCUAUAGGACAGCUUCUGCUUUCCACUCAAGCUGUUGUUGUCUUUCAGUUCAUUGAUGUUAUUGGUGAUUAUUUAUAACAUGGAAGCUGGUUAAUUAAUGACUGAGUUUAUCAUUGUGCUAUGUGAAUGAUGCUGAUGCUGUAUUCUUUCUCUUUCCAUAUUCUGUAGCAGAUAAGUGGUGCAUAUCUCAUAUUGAAUCUUAAUGCUGUUUAUUUUCCUAAUUUCUGUAUACUUUAUUU